Penaeus vannamei (Pacific white shrimp) is the source of this 2055-nucleotide messenger RNA. The record is from RefSeq and is a predicted model, not a curated record. Lineage: Eukaryota; Metazoa; Arthropoda; Malacostraca; Decapoda; Penaeidae.
AUGAUAGCACUGAUAAUCAUUACAGUGUUGGACAUAAAAGAGCGUGGGAGUAUACCCAAAGAAGGCUUUACUAUUCUGCCGAGGCCCUUCGAGGAGACCAAUCCCGACCGAGUCGAGGCCGGCCAGCUGUUCGACAAGGACAUGCUGCUGACGGAGGCGCAGUGGAGGGACCUCGCCUUGAGGAAGGGCCUGGCCUCUCAGAACUACCGCUGGCCAGAGAGCGGAGACGGCUUCCCGCACGUGCCUUACCGCUUCGCCGACGCUAACGUGGACCAGGUCGCGGUCAAAGCCGGCAUCGCGCACUGGGAGCAGCACACCUGCCUCAAGUUCGACCUGACCACCAAUGAGAACCAGCCUCACCUCAAGUUCCAGAAGCUGAGCGGCUGUUGGUCGUACGUCGGAUACAUCUCGCAGUUUUCCACCGGCCAAGACAUCUCCAUCGGCCAAGGCUGCACCUCCCUGGGCACAGUCGCCCACGAAAUCGGCCACGCCAUCGGCUUCUACCACGAACAGUCCCGCCCGGAUCGCGACGACAGCAUCCACAUCAAUGAGGAAAACAUCGUGGACGGAAGAGAAAACAACUUUGCCAAGAAAUCCGACAGUCUUGUGGACAGUCAAGGAAUUCCAUACGAUUACUCAAGUGACAUGCAUUACGGCGGAUUUGGCUUCUCGAAGAACGGCCGCCUGACCAUCGCCACGGUGGACCCCCGCAACCAGGAGCUGAUCGGACGUCGCGACGGCCUGUCGCACCGGGACACGCACCUCGCCAACCUCAUGUACGGAUGCAUCGACAAGUGGAAGCAGGCGUGUGGCAUGGACAGCGACCCCUGCCAGAACGGCGGAUACACUGGUGCAAACUGCGCGUGCGUGUGUCCGCAAGGAACAUCCGGGUCUUCAUGCGAAACACUCGAAGAGGAUUAUUUUGCCUCGCAACGCAGUGACUGCAGUGCGCGCAUCACAAGCCCUGGCACGGUCACCUCGCCCAACUACCCGAGUAACUACCCUUAUGGAGUGGUAUGUGCCAAGUGGGUAGUGGCACCUGAGUGCAAGCUGCCCAGAGUCACCUUCACUGCCUUCAGGCUCUCCGACUGUUGGGACAAGCUGGAGAUUCGAACCAGCAACCGCUACGAUGGCGACUUCUACUGCGGGACCAGCAUCGCCCCGGGUACCUCGUUCACCUCCACCACCAACGAGCUCAUCCUGAUGUUUUACACAAGGACCAAUUACGAGACGGGUUGGUCUGCGGACGUCACUUUCAUCGACGACCCCAACUGCAGCCCUACCACUCAGCCACCAACCACACAACCACCCCACUCACCACCAACCACUCAGCCACCAACUACACCACAACCCUCUCCAGACUGUUCUUUACUCUCUGCCAGCGAAGGAGUAACUUGGCUGUCCCCCAACUUCGGCUUCGAGAACUAUCCCAACGACUUCACUUGUGGUCUUAAGGGAACCGCUGACUCACCAUACAUGACCACCUUCAAGAUCAACUCCUUUAAACUACAGAAGAAGAAGCUCAAGAAAUGCGUCGACUUCGUUGGGAUUCAGAUUCCUUACAACAGGACCGUGAAGCUCUGCGGUGCAAGGAAAGGGUCCAUUUUUGUUCCGAACCUGAAUCUGGAAGCCAACUUCGUCACCGACAACGCUGUAACGGACGUCGGAUUCAACGUCAGCAUCACGUGGCAAAAAACGCAGUGUCACCGCGUCAUCGAACUUUCGGACGACUCCGCGACGGGCGUCAUCCAGAGUCCAGGAUUCCCAGAGAAUUAUCCGAAGAAUUCCGUCUGCGAGUGGUGGAUUGUGGCUCCAGAAGGUAAGAGAGUUCACUUGGAGUUUACGAAAAUCAGCAUCAAGGACAGGAAAUGCCUUGGGGCUUACAUCGCCGUGGACAAGUCAGGCCGGGCCUCCUACAUGCCCGAACACAGCUCCCUCCUUUGCGCUGGGAUGAAGACCUCCUGCCUUGUCUCCGAAGGACGCACCGUGAACGUCGCCUUCGCGGGCGGAUCAAGGACAUCCAAGGGCUUCUCUGCUCGCUACACUGUGGUGUAA